AUGGGGGAAAAGACAGACGAGGUGUCGAAGUCGAAAAAGGAAUUUUCUACCGCUGUCAUCCCUUCCUCUCCUCGACCAGCCAAGCCACGAAUCAAGAUCAGCCGAUGGGUUAGGUUCCAACUCUGGUUCAACACCUAUCGGAAAUUCUUUACAUUCAUCGUCACUUUGAAUGGAGUCGGCCUCUUCCUUGCCGCCUUUAACAUCUGGGAGUAUCCAAGAAGAUACACCGGCGCUCUCGUACUGGGCAACCUGUUGUUUGCGAUUCUUAUGAGGAACGAGCUCUUCGGACGUGUUUUGUACCUGAUCAUAAACAAGUGUUUCGCCAAGUGGACACCAUUAUGGUGGCGGCUAGGCUGUACCUCUGUGUUGCAACACCUCGGCGGAAUUCACUCAGGAUGCGCAUCGUCCGGUUUCGCAUGGCUCAUCUUCCGUGUCGAUAACCACGACGCCGUCCUCGUCAUGGGGGUCAUUACCAACAUUGCUGUCGCUGUCAGCAUCGCUAGCGCUUUCCCCUGGGUUCGCAACACGCACCAUAACGUGUUCGAGCGCCACCACAGAUUCAUUGGCUGGCUCGGCCUUGCCUCAACAUGGGUGUUUGUCGUGCUUGGUGACAGUUACGACCUCGAGAAACACGCAUGGAAUCCCGAUGGCGUGCGGGUCCUGCGCCAGCAAGACUUCUGGUACGCGUUUGGUAUGACUGUCUUCAUUCUCAUCCCCUGGUGCACCGUUCGGGAAGUCCCCGUCGAUGUUGAAUUGCCGUCGCCCAAGGUUGCGGUACUGCGCUUCGAACGUGGGAUGCAGCAGGGACUGUUGUCUCGAAUUUCCCGCUCAUCGAUCAUGGAGUAUCACGCAUUCGGCAUCGUCUCUGAGGGCGUCCACGCGAAGUAUCACUACCUGAUCUGCGGCGUGCAAGGCGAUUUCACCCGGGGCCUCGUAAAUAAUCCUCCCACCCACAUCUGGACCCGACAGCUCAAGUUCGCUGGGGUUUCUCAUACCUCCACUCUAUACAAGCGUGGCAUCCGAGUGUGCACUGGGACGGGCCUCGGUGCCGCCCUGUCCACAUGCCUACAGAGCCCCAACUGGUAUCUAAUCUGGAUUGGCUCUGACCAAGAGAAAACCUUCGGACCGACCAUUACCGGCCUCAUUCGCAACAACCUGGGACCUGAGCGUGUCUGCCUGUGGGACUCCAAGGCGCGCGGCGGCCGCCCCGAUGUCCUGAAGCUUGUCAAAGACGCCUACCGGGACUGGGACGCCGAGGUCGUCUUCAUCACCUCCAACUUCCACGGCAACAAGGAAAUCAUGGAGGGCUGCAAGGCGGCCGGCAUCCCAGCCUUCGGCACCCUCUGGGACUUCUGA
Punctularia strigosozonata HHB-11173 SS5 is the source of this 1356-nucleotide messenger RNA. RefSeq lists its product as uncharacterized. The coding region runs from base 1 to 1356 and encodes 451 amino acids. Lineage: Eukaryota; Fungi; Basidiomycota; Agaricomycetes; Corticiales; Punctulariaceae. The record is from RefSeq and is a predicted model, not a curated record. The transcript is spliced from 11 exons.